Molecule: messenger RNA, 1509 nt
Organism: Ophidiomyces ophidiicola
Lineage: Eukaryota; Fungi; Ascomycota; Eurotiomycetes; Onygenales; Onygenaceae
Gene: ENP1
Product: snoRNA-binding rRNA-processing protein
Exons: 3
Coding region: 1-1509 (502 amino acids)
Biological process (GO): rRNA processing
Cellular component (GO): nucleolus; cytoplasm; preribosome, small subunit precursor
Molecular function (GO): snoRNA binding
Source: RefSeq, a predicted model, not a curated record
AUGCCAAAGUCGACAGUUGCAAGGCCCACAGUCGCGAGUGAGAGACGGCAUGCCCCACUCGCUGAUGAGAUUCUAAAUGCGGGCCAUCCCCGUUCUAAAAAGAGCAGCAAACGCAAAUCGAGACAUGACCCCGAAGACGCAACGGACGACCACUACAUCGAUGCCAAAUCGUCAAAAAAGAUCCUCCAGAUUGGUCAAGAUCUUGCGGAGGAAGAUGCCUUCGAGGAGCAGGCUGCUGCUGCUGCGCGGCGUCCGGCUGCCCUUAGCACCGCCUUUGAUUUCGAGUCAAGAUUUGGGACAGAGUUCAACGAGUUCGAUGAGGAGGAUCCUGACGCUGAUAAUUUUGGGGACGAUGGCCAGUGGGAGGAUGAGGGCGAGGUAGAAGAGAUUGAGGUUGACCCAAAUGACCUUGAUAUGUUUCAUAAAUUCGUUGGUCGUGAUGACGAAGAUCCUAUUUUUGACCCUCGUCAGCCUGGCGGUGAUGGUGAAGAAGAAAGCACCAAUUUAGCGGACCUUAUACUACAGAAGAUUGCUGCAUUCGAAGCGAAAGAAGCCGGACAACCCCAAAUUCUCGGGGGAGGUCUCCCAGAAGAUGCUGUACAGAUACCUGCGAAAGCCGUGGAAGUUUAUGAAAAGGUUGGCAUUUUACUUUCUCGCUAUAAGUCUGGUCCCCUUCCAAAACCAUUCAAAAUCCUACCAACGCUACCACACUGGGACGCGUUACUCGAUAUUACACAGCCAGAUAAAUGGACACCAAACUCUAUAUACGCUGCAACCCGAAUAUUUAUCUCUGCCAAACCCCAUAUCGCACAACAAUUCAUCUCGAUUGUCCUUCUUGACCGCGUCCGUGAAGAGAUUCGCGACACUAAAAAACUUCACGUCCACGUUUAUAACGCGCUUAGAAAGGCGCUCUAUAAACCUGCCUGUUUUUUCAAAGGCCUUCUUUUUCCCCUCGUGGCCAGCGGUACAUGCACUCUACGAGAAGCCCACAUUGUAUCCAGCGUCAUUGCGCGUGUCUCGAUCCCCGUCCUUCACUCUGCUGCCGCACUACUUCGUCUCUGUGAAAUAUCUGCCGAACAAACUAGCACGUCCCUCACAUCUGAAGGCACUGGGGCUACCAAUAUGUUCAUUCGCAUCUUUUUACAAAAAAAAUACGCUUUACCUUAUAAAGUUAUCGACGCACUUGUAUUUCAUUUUCUUCGUUUUCGGGCCGUCCAGUCGCAGGAUGUACAUGGCGACGCUGAUAUGGCCGAUGCUUCAGCCUCCAAGGCGUAUAAACUCCCUGUCCUAUGGCACCAGUCACUUCUCGUGUUUGCGCAGAGAUACAGGAACGAUAUUACAGAGGAUCAACGGGAAGCACUCCUAGACCUAUUACUUAUAGUGAGUCAUAAAGAUAUUGGGCCAGAGGUGAGAAGAGAGCUGCUUGCUGGGAGAGGCAGGGGUGUCGUUGCACCAGAAGCCCAACAGGAAAAUAAUGGCGGCGAUGAUACUAUGGAUAUGACUAUUUAA